Messenger RNA from Perca fluviatilis (European perch), 3897 nucleotides. RefSeq names its product kelch-like family member 14 (gene klhl14). NCBI's taxonomy places the organism in Eukaryota, Metazoa, Chordata, Actinopteri, Perciformes, Percidae. The transcript is spliced from 9 exons. Bases 585 to 2402 code for a protein of 605 amino acids. The record is from RefSeq and is a predicted model, not a curated record. Gene Ontology annotation, molecular function: protein binding.
AUAACAGCGAGGGAAAGACUCGGUUUUUCUCCCCCUUUCUCUUUUCUUUCUUCCAUAGAUGUUUGAAAUCGCAGUCAUUUACGCUCGACAGUUUUUACAAUAGCCUUGAGCCAUAAUUUUGCGAGUCUCUCCAGCAUCCAUACCCCUGCAUGGUCUCUCUCCACCGGCCAUGCACGACCGUUUCUCUCCCCAACCGUGGAUUUCCUAUUACUCUCGUUACGACUCACUGAGCCCCAGGCCCAAGGAUAAUGAUGUGUUGUUUCUUGGUAGCAUAAUUUGUCACACGUAUAUUUCUUCUUCUUCUUCUCUUGCAGAAAGCACAGCUCCCUCUCACACACUCACACACUUCUUGUUAAUUCAGAAGAACAAAUGAUCAACGUCAACAAAUAACCUGAAAUAGUGACUUUAUGAGUUGGAAUCAAUGGUUAUUUUGAGACACCACCGACCAUAGACUUUAAAGGAAAGGACAUUUUCUUAAAAGGAGAACAAAGGAAAAAUUCAAGUGAGAAUAUUGGGAACCCGAAGCUUACUUUCUUUUUUUUUGUCAAGAGCUGAAGUCAGGUGGCGUUCACAGUCAGGAAGUCAUGUCCAGAUCGGGUGAUAGAACAUCCACCUUUGACCCAACACACAGUGACACCCUGCUGCACGGGCUCAAUCUCUUAUGGAGAAAACAGCUUUUCUGUGAUGUGACUCUCACUGCCCAGGGACAGCAGUUCCACUGCCACAAAGCUGUGCUGGCAUCCUGCUCCCAGUAUUUCAGAUCCCUCUUCUCUUCCCACAAUGUUAUCAAUAAUGAGGGGAGCAAAGGGGACCAGGGCAGCAGUGGGACCCCCUCAUCCUCACCUGAUGACAAGCUGGUGACCCCUAGCGCCAGGCCCAUCAAUAACCUGGUACUCCAGGGCUGCUCCUCCAUUGGACUACGAUUAGUGCUGGAGUACCUGUACACUGCCAAUGUGACUCUUUCCCUGGACACAGUGGAAGAGGUGCUGUCAGUCAGCAAGAUCCUCAACAUCCCCCAGAUUACCAAGCUCAGCGUGCAGUUCCUCAACGACCAGAUCUCUGUGCAGAACUACAAGCAGAUCUGCAAGAUUGCUGCACUCCAUGGACUAGAUGAGACCAAGAAGCUGGCCAACAAGUACCUGGUGGAGGAUGUGCUGCUGCUGAACUUUGAGGAGAUGUGUGCCAUGCUAGAUGCUCUGCCACCCCCAGUGGAGUCAGAGCUGGCUCUAUUCCAGAUGUCAGUCCUCUGGCUGGAGCAUGACCGCGAGACUCGCAUGCACUAUGCGCCGGACCUUAUGAAGAGGCUGCGCUUCGCCCUCAUACCUGCUCCAGAGCUGGUGGAGAGGGUGCAGUCUGUUGACUUCAUGAGGAGUGACCCUGUGUGCCAGAAACUACUCCUGGAUGCCAUGAACUACCACCUGAUGCCCUUCAGGCAGCACUGCAGGCAGACCACGGCAAGCAGAAUCCGUUCCAAUAAGAGAAUGCUGUUACUGGUGGGUGGUUUGCCUCCUGGACCUGAUCGCCUCCCCAGCAAUUUGGUCCAGUACUAUGACGAUGAGAAAAAGACAUGGAAGAUCCUCACAAUAAUGCCUUACAACAGCGCCCAUCACUGCGUGGUGGAGGUGGAGAACUUCCUGCUGCUGCUGGGCGGAGAGGACCAGUGGAACCCCAAUGGAAAGCACAGCACUCAUUUUGUCAGCCGCUAUGAUCCCAGAUUCAACAGUUGGAUACAGUUGCCUCCUAUGCAGGAGAGGAGAGCCAGUUUCUUUGCCUGCCGCCUGGAUAAGCACCUGUAUGUGAUUGGUGGUAGGAACGAGAGUGGCUACCUCUCCAGCGUGGAGUCCUACAACCUGGAGACCAACGAGUGGAAUUACGUUUCAUCUCUGCCGCAGCCUCUGGCUGCCCAUGCAGGAGCCGUGCACAACGGCAAGAUCUACAUAUCAGGAGGGGUGCACAAUGGGGAGUAUGUGUCCUGGCUCUACUGUUAUGACCCUGUAAUGGAUGUGUGGGCGAGGAAACAGGAUAUGAACACAAAGCGUGCCAUUCAUGCCCUGGCUGGAAUGAACGACCGCCUAUAUGCUAUUGGUGGAAACCAUUUGAAAGGUUUCUCCCAUCUAGACGUAAUGUUGGUGGAGUGUUACGACCCGAAAGCUGACCAGUGGAACAUCCUGCAGACACCCAUCCUGGAGGGCCGCAGCGGCCCGGGCUGCGCUGUCUUGGAUGAUAGCAUCUUCCUCGUGGGCGGCUACAGCUGGAGCAUGGGGGCCUAUAAGUCUUCUACCAUCUGCUACAGCCCAGAGAAAGGAACAUGGACAGAGUUGGAGGGAGAGGUGGCAGAGCCCUUAGCUGGCCCAGCCUGUUCCACUGUCAUACUGCCUGCCUGCCUUCCCUUUAACAAAUGACAACUAAUCCAACCGAAGGGCGGUAAGGGUGUGGACCAGGAGCGUGAAUGGAGGGAGGACCAUCAAUAAGCAAAACAGUUGUUAAACAAUUUUCUGACAAACCCUCCGGUCAGAUGACUGGGGUGUGUAUAAAUUAUUUUUUUACAGGUUUGACCAGAGCACUUUCGUUAUUCCCUACUGAAGGUUUGAAAAAAAGAAUUGUGUAACUCAUGUAUUUAAUCAUCUGUGUUCUGAGAAAUGGUCAGUUUCAUAUUUGAUUUGAUUUAAACUGAUAGUAAGUGUUUUUGGCUUCUCUUCUAUAGCACGCAUAGUGUUGAACUGAAUUAUAGCUUUCAAAUCCAUUGUAUCUUGUAUUCAGUAGAGGCAUAAUUCCAUCAAAUGCAGUGUUGUUUAAUGGACUGACGCUGGGAGAAAAGGUGAUCAGUCCCAAAUUGUCAUCAUGGGGUUAAGUUAAACUAGGGCUGGGUGAGUUACAUUAACAAUGGUGAUCAAAGCGUAUACAUAUUCUUCAUCACUCAUGUUAUAACUCACUUCUCUCUGGCUGGAUUGUGCACUUAUCCUGCUGUUGAAUCAUUAUGCAACUUUUUUGCUGUCUUUCUCAAAAAAAUUAACAUAUUUACCUGUCUAAAAUGGCGACAUUUUCAGAAACUUUUCCUUACUGCAGUCAUUAUUCAGCCGACAAAAAAUAGUAAAAGUAACUAGACCUGCAAGCAGGUAUACCGGGUCCAAACACAAGCAGGAGAACGUUGUAAAAAAGACACAACAACGCAAUGAUCUUUGUGAGGAUAUGUCCAUGUCACCCAGCCCUAAUUUACUGUAUAACUAAUUAUCUUAAUCAUUUACACCCAGACUGAAGUCGUGUUUCUGUAUAACUUGACAGAAAAAAUCUUGCCAAAUGUUUGUGGCAAUUAUUCUUCAUGCAGCAAGAAAAGCAAUUUAAGGUUUACCAUUGAUUCUUAAUAUUCACAUGAAGCACUAAUGUUCACAUUAAUUAUACAAUGACGGUACAAUCAAAUUGUAAUUGCUAGCCAAUGUAUUUAUGGGUAGCAUGUUUGGGUAAACAGAUGAAGGCCAUUAGGACAUUAGUUUGUUGUCCUUUACAAGUGAAUGCUAACCGGCCUGUUUAUGAGGCCACGGAGCAUUUACCUUGACGGGAUUUGAAUCUUUAAUGUAUGAAAAACAAACAAGCGUUCAAUGGUCCUUAAUGCACUAAUAGUGAACUUUUAAUUCAGCAAAUAAAGUUUACAAAAAUGUAAAUUAAUAAAUGUGCUGUGUUUAAAAAAAAAAGAUCAAAUGAAUCUCUGAAGUCCAGUCUAGUCUACAUUAUUAGGUUCAAAAAGUUGACUCUAAAUAUCGAUGCAGUACCUGUUGAAUUCUGUAAAUUUUCAUUCUUGUACAUAUAAUCGCUUGCAGUGAAACAUUUUUGUGCACUCAACCUUGGAUUUAUUCUCAAAUCCUGUUAUGUCCUUUGCAUUUUAGAAUAUGGAAAUAAAUU